AUGGAGAUCCUCGUUCAUGUCUCUGCCCCCAGUAGGGUCCAGGACGAUGCGCGAUACCGUGCUCAGGUCGCUGCCAUCCAGGCUCAGUUCGCGCUGACGGCAGACACCCGCGAUAGCCCAACGCAGUCAGCCGUUCAUUCCGUCUCAGUCGGCGGACUUGCUCGCUCGGACCAUCAGGCUGCUCCGACUAUUCCUCUUCCAGGAUCGGCCCUCAAGCCCCAGCCGAUCGCUACUGAGAUCGGUUCCAGCCAGACGGUAGCUUUAGAUCUUGUCCAUCAGCCUGUGGGGGAUUCCCUCGACAGUCUGGUCAGCGUCAUCCCAGAAUCCUUGCCAGACUUAUACCAGGCUUCUCAAGACACGCGUCCAUGUCCAGUCCCUGGAAACCCAGUUGGUCCACCGGAGACUGUUUCUCCUAAAAAUCGCCGGCUCGAGUCUCCAUACCCAAUGGAUCUUGUACUGGCCAUGCCGAGCACAGCACCUUUAGCCAUCACUAUUGCACUAGAGUCACCACCACAUCCCGAUAAUACACAUGCCUCCCCUAAUUCGAACCCAACUCUUGACUCUACUUCUAUCACUCCAUGCAAGUCUUCAUUACAUCUUCCACCCCUUCCUCUGAAGAUCCGACCCCCUCCACCCCCCAUUUCCACUGUCCCCUUCACCAGUCACAUCACCCCAACACUGUCAAUGCUCACGGAGCGACUCAAACCUUCACGAACCUACAAACCACUUUACCAGACCCGGUCUCUGGAUCCACUCGAGCGUGGCUACUGGGCUAUAAACAUCAACAUCUGGCCGGAGAACCAGAUCGAAAAGAAAAAGGACCUAGAGAAUCCACCAAACCUAAACCAAGACCCGGGACCGGAACCGGGAUUGCAAAGUAAAGUUGAUGGCCCAUCAGAAACGAAUCAAAAUCGAAAUUGGGAUAUCGCUUUUUUCAACCGCUUCUGGUCCUUCCUCUCUGACUUUGUCGGCAAGGACGCCCGCGCCGGCUGGGGUGUCUGGUGUUUUCUCGAACAUGCAUCUUCAGCAGAGUCCCCAUCAACUGCAAUAUCUCCAGGGGUUACAAUAGAUGGACCCGUUCCGGUGCUGCUAAAGGUUUACGCAUGGGGUGAGAUAGCCAUGCACAUGUAUCUGGUCUUGUUCUUAGCGAGUGACCGGCGGGUUCGGAAAAUGGGGGCCCAAUGGAGGGAUUCAGCUGAUGCAGUGGCAAUUCAACUGCCGUGA
Penicillium longicatenatum is the source of this 1224-nucleotide messenger RNA. RefSeq lists its product as uncharacterized. The coding region runs from base 1 to 1224 and encodes 407 amino acids. The record is from RefSeq and is a predicted model, not a curated record. NCBI's taxonomy places the organism in Eukaryota, Fungi, Ascomycota, Eurotiomycetes, Eurotiales, Aspergillaceae. The transcript has a single exon.